This is a messenger RNA of Adineta steineri, 3972 nucleotides long. Lineage: Eukaryota; Metazoa; Rotifera; Eurotatoria; Adinetida; Adinetidae. The record is from the annotation of a GenBank genome assembly.
AUGAAUGUUCAAACACUAAGUCUUACUCUUCCGAGUAGUCAAAGUAAUCAAAAACCACAUGUACAUCAUUUCCCAUUAAACAAUCAACGACAUCAUCCAACAUUAUCAUCGCACAAUGUACAAUCAACAACUACAGGGAACAGUCUUAAACCUAGACCUUAUCAUUUAAAUGAUUUUGCAAAUAAUCAAUUCUUUAUUGCUAAACGUAAAAUCGAUGAAGCUUUUCGUGGACAACAACCACAACUAAGAAAUGCUCGAUCAACAAAUGAUCUUUUGAAUUUAUUUGAUCAACAUACAAGUAGAUCUAAACGACAGGAAAAUAAAAUCAACAAAAUUUCAUCAUUUGAUAAAGAUAAUCAUGUAUCUGUUGUCAACCUUCAUGUGAGUCCACCAUCUUCAAUAACACAACCUCAUGAUCAAUCAUCAAAAGGACUUAUUCGACCUUAUGAAGUUUGGAUCAUUGAUGUUUAUCAAGAAUGGGCAGGCCCAACAGUUGUAUUAGAAGAUAUCUUUCUUCAACUUAAACGUACUUUAACACAAACAGAAUAUUUAACAUUCUAUUCUGCUAAUUGUGAAAAUAUUGAAAUACUUAAACGUUAUCGUGGUUAUUGUGAGCCACUAUUACUUUUUUUUGGAAAUAAUACUCUAGUAUAUAUACAACAUCAUGUAAAUGUACCAAAUAUAGAAAAAGCUAUUGAAGAACAAUUAACGAAUGAAUUACAAGUAAUAAAAGGAAAUUCUAAACGAGAACCUUUUAAUGAUUCAGAAUAUAAUAGUAUUCAACAAACAACUGGAUCAAUUACAACUGAACCUAUGUUAUAUAAAGGUGAAUCAUCAAGUUUACGAAGUUUAUUAAUGAAAACAGCUGAAAAAAUUGAUCAAGAUUAUUGGCUUAAUUCAGAAUCAUAUAAAUUAGGUGUUGCACUUUUUGUAAUAAAACCUGAUCUUGUUGCCGAUGGAAAAAAAGAUCAAAUUCUUGAUUAUUUACGUAAUAAAGGAUUUAUCAUACACAUAAAUGCCGAUAAAUUAUUGAAUAAUGAAGAUCUAAUUAAAAUUUUCAAACCGGUACAUCUAUAUAAUGAAUUUGAUCGUUUUAUGUCAAGUGGUCCAAGUACUUAUGCAAUAGUAUCGAAAGGUUUUACAGGACGAUCAACAUCAGAUGAUCUUCGAUAUAUUAUUGGUCCUCAUGAUCCAGAUAUAGCUAAAGAAACUAAUCCUGAAUCAUUAACUGCUAUCUAUGGAACGGAUGUUCUUUUAAAUGGUUUUUACUCAAGUAGUAACAAUAAUGAAGCAUUAAAAGAAAUUCAUAUUGUUUUUCCGGAAUAUCAACAUCCUAUCAUUGAAGGAAAACCUAUUGAUGAAUAUAUUCAUAAAACAGCAACAUUAUGUCUUCUUGGACCUGUUCAAGUACGAAUGAAAAAAGAAGCUAUUAUUCAAGCAAUUAUUCAACGUGGAUUUGAAGUACGUUAUGAAAAAGUUUAUAUGUUUCGACCCGAUGAACUUGAAUCAUUAUAUAUUAAAUAUCGUAAUGAAGAAUUUUUUAGAACAUUAAUUGAAGCUUAUACAAUGGGUCCAUGUUUAUUGCUCUAUGUAGCUAAAGAAAAUUGUGUUGCAGAUUUUUGUGAAUUUCUUGGACCAUUUUCACGUGAAGAAUUCAGCAAAAUGUCUGGAACACUUCGACAUGAUUUUGAUGAGCCAACAAUACCUGUGACGACAAUUCAUGGUUCGGAAAGUAUUGUUGAUGCACGAAAAGAACUUGAACAAUUUUUUCCAUACCAACAAACACUAACUAUUAUUAAACCAGGUUUAACAUCCAUUCAAAAAGAUGAUAUUCUCAAAAGAUUAAAUUUAAAUGGUUUUAUAAUUAUGAUUAAAGAAACAAGACAUUUAACAAAAGAUGUUCUUACUCAAUUCUAUGCUCGACAUCAAGGUUUACCUUGGUUUAAUGAUUUUAUUCAAUUUAUGAGCAGUGAUGUUUGUGAAGUAAUAAUUCUUGCACGAGAAAAUGCUGUUCAAGCUUUACGUGAAAUUAUGGGUCCUGUUGAUCCUGUACGUGCAAAAACGGAUGCACCGGAAUCAAUUCGAGCAAUUUAUGGUUUAGAUAUAAUGCGUAAUGGUUUACAUGCAUCAUCGAAUAAUAAACAUGCACGUGAAGAAAUUCGUUUACUUUUUCCUGAUUAUGAAUUUAUUAAAAAUAGACCAAUACCAUUUCAAUCAAAUAUUUUAUCAACAGUCGAUACUUCAGUCAUUUUGAAUGAGAAUAAUUAUGGUAUGAUAAUAGAAAUUAUGUAUGAGAUUACUGUAAAUACAUGCUUAAAUAAUAAUGAAAAUGAUGAAUCAGCUGUUUUUAUAACAUUAAUUGGAAAUAAAGCUGAAACAAAAAAAUUUCUUUUACAAUUUGCUGAUAAUACAAUUCAUACUUUACAAUCAAAUCAAACUGAUAUAUUUCAUUUUAUUGAUCAAGAUAUUGGUAUUCCAAAAUAUAUUCAAUUAUCUCAUGAUGGGCGAGGAUUUCCGAAAAAUUGGAUUUUAACAAGUAUUGAAGUCAUAAUCUCAAAUCGAAAUAAAAUAUUCAAAUUCGAUAUUAAUGAAUUAAUCGAUGAAGAAAAUACAAAAAUCAAUUAUUCAGUAACCGAUAUUAAAGAUAUUGAAAGUGUUAGUAAUGGUAAUUGUGCUAUUAUUAUACAAACAGGCAAUGCUAAAUAUGCUGGUACAUUCGCUGAUUGCAGUAUACUCUUAUCUGGUUCACAAGGUGUUUAUGCAUUUCAACUUCGUAAAUCAUUAACAAAUCGAAUACCAUUUCAAAAUCGAUAUCGUGAUAUAUUUCUUGUUGAAGUUGAUGAACAACUUAAACAAAUUGAAUAUAUUGUACUUGAACAUAAUAAUGAAAAUUCUUCACCUGCUUGUUUUUCUGUUGAUCGAUGGCUUUCAAUGGAUUAUUAUGAUGGUAAAACAAAAAUUAUACUUUCAACAGAUAAUGAAAAAUUAUCAUAUAAUGAAAUAGAUCUAUUAGAAAAUCGAUCGAAUAUUAUUCGAUAUGAAAUUCAUAUUGUAACGGGUGUAAUGCCUCAAGCAGCAACGAAUUGUCCAGUGUGGUUAACAAUUAAUGGAACAAGAGGAACAAUUAUCAAUAAAUAUCUUGAAAUUUCUCAAAAUGAAUUAUUUCCAUUUGAACCUGAUAAUCAUGAUCUAUUUAUUUUCUAUGAUGUCGAUGUUGGCGAAAUUGAUAAAAUCAUAUUAGGACAUGAGAGUAUACAUGCUGAACAAGGAUGGUUUAUUCAAUCAAUAUCAAUACAUGUACCAUCGAAACAAUUUCAGAGUGAUAGAUUUAAAAUUAAUAAAUGGUUAAAUUCAAAACGAAUAGAUAGUGUACCAUUAAUUGAAAUUCAAAUACGAAAACCUAUCAAAUGUAAUAUAAAUCGAAAUCUAAAGCAACAACAGCCAAUCUCUAGUACAACAUUAGCUUCAAUUCAUGAUUAUGAAUGCUCCUAUACUGUUUAUAUUUUAACUGAAGACUUUCAAUCCGAUAUGAAUAAACCUGGUAUUUUUAUUGAUCUGUUGAUUGAUGAAACAAUAUCAACUGAUUAUAUGAGAUUAACGACCAAUGAGACAAUUCGUGAACAUUUAGAAAAUAAUACUUUAGGAAAACUCAAAUUAAAUGGAAAAAAAAUUGAAAAAAUCAAUACAAUAAAUCUUCUCAUUCGUGCACCCGAUCAAAUAACAUGUUGGUUACCUCGUUAUAUUCUUAUAAUUAUCGAUGAUACUCAAGAAAUAUUUCAAUUUAACAAUUCAAAAUCGCUUCAUUAUUCAAAUAGAGAUAAAUUCGAUGCAAUUACCAUUCGACUGGGUGCAAUUCCUCUAGAAUUAUCACAACAAAUCGAAGAACAAUUGGAAAAUAUUAAACAACUCUAUAUAAAUGAAACUGGAAAAACUGUUAUUGAUAAACGCAAUGCAAUUUUGUAUGAAGAAUGA